Ceratotherium simum simum (southern white rhinoceros) is the source of this 1648-nucleotide messenger RNA. Lineage: Eukaryota; Metazoa; Chordata; Mammalia; Perissodactyla; Rhinocerotidae. The record is from RefSeq and is a predicted model, not a curated record.
GAGAUGGUGGCUUGGAAAUGGACAUGCUAGAGGACCUCGAGUCCCUGCAGUUUGAGUAUGGGAUUCGAGAGGAAGACCGCUGCUGGCUGUAUUUGCAGGGCCGUUCUCGCGGGCUGAUGAUCAAGGCCUGUGCCCAUGCAGCCUUCUUCUGCAAGCUAUUCCGUAAUCUGAGAGAAUCAUUACAUGAGAAACAAACUUCCAAACGUCUCUCGACUGGAUCUCUUGACGACGCUCCUGAUGAUGACGCGUUAAGGGCGGGCAUCAUUGGAGGCGGCCGCCUUGGGAAGCAGCUGGCUCACGCACUGCUUCAGCUUGUCCCCAUCCCUGCUGAAGGUCUGCAGAUCUCCACUCGGAGGCCAGAGGCCCUGGCUGAGUUCCAGAAACUGGGAGUCCAGUGCUUCUACCAUAACUCUUCUCUGGUGGCCUGGGCCAACGUGAUAUUCCUCUGCUGCCUGCCAUCUCAGCUGCCUAACAUCUGCGUGGAAAUUCAAACCAGUCUGGACAAAGCCUGUAUUGUGUACAGCUUUGUAGCUGCCGUCCCCAUACCCAGGUUGAAACUCCUACUGAACCACACCAAUAUCUUGCGGCCUCAGUAUCAGUGUGGUGAAGAUUUUGUCAACAUCUGGGGGGCCAAUAAGGACAUCACAGCUGCUCUCCAAGAUCCUGCAAUUCUUCAGGCUACCUGCCCCUACAGUCCUGCUGGGGGGAUUAUCCUCAAUGUCAAGUGGUUGGAGGGAGUGUUCUAUGCAGCCCUAAAUCUCUGCACGGUCAAGGACAUGCCUCACGCACAAGUGCUGCAGCUUCUGAGUGAACAGUUCCUCUCUGCGCACUUCGAAGACUGUGGGAAAGAUGGAGCAUCUUGCCCUAAAUUUCAACUACUAGAUUUUGUCAGCAAAGCCUAUGCCAAGAACCUACUGCAGAAAAGGCCUUUCCCCUGGUUUGAUCUGACUGCUGUGCAACUCAAGGAAACUCCCUUUAGCCAGCAUCUCUCAACCAGUACUGCUCUCCAGGACCACCUUACCCAACUAUACUGUGAUUCAUUUGGUAUCUCUCUAACCAAAGAACAACAGCCAGUGGUUUCCACAGGCUCUCCAUCCCAAUAAGAGAAGAGACCUCAGGAAUCAGGAUUUUUUCUCCCUCUACACUGGUUGUGCCCUGAUCAUCACAAGUGACAGUGGGAUUCAUGUGACUGUAUGGUGUUUGCCAUAUGUUAGGCAUUAAGGAAUUAGAAAAUUAUACUGAUGGCUCUUUAACAUGUAGAAUAAAACAAGAGUUCCUUUACAUUGCAUAUUUGGGUGUGUCUGGGUUUUGGAAGCAAACAAAUGAAACUACCUAACCUCACACACUUAAGUACGCUGCUUCCCCAGGAAAGCCUUGUUAAUACAAAUUCUUUCUCUUCUAAAAGCUAAAUUAAAUGAGUUAUAAUGUCAUUAUUAGACAGUUAUAUUCUGUAGCUUCUUUUCCUGUAGCAGUAUGUAGCUGACAAAUGAUAUAGCCUGAUUUUCCUCCCAUUUUGGAUAGAGAAGUAAAAUGUGUGGUAAAAAUCUUAAUUGAAUUAAACUCAUUUCAUGCUUAUUUCAGCUAUCUAUGACUGUUCUGGUACUAUCUUAUUUAAAGCUGUUCCCAUUUAAACCCAUAAAACCAUCUU